AUGCGACCUCGGCGAGCCUUCCGUUCGGCUUCCCCUGACCACGUGUCCACGCGGUUUUACAAUUCACGAAGGAAACGAUGACGUAAUUGUUCAUUCUGUUCAUGUGCUCACUCGUACUCGGUGUAUCUCUUAACGCUCGAUGAUGCUUGGCGAUCGGCGAUGCUAGAGGAAGAGAGAGAAGGAGAAUAGUAUCGAUAUAUUUAAAGAUCAUCGAGGAACUGGGCGGGUCGGGUUCGCUCGUCGUCGUCGGGGACAAGCGAUAGACGGUGCGUCGCAGGGGUGACGUAAUUCGACGGAAAAAGACGCGAACGAGCUCGAACGGUCUGCGUCAAGGUUAUGUCAGAAACCGUCAGAACGCUGCCGACUGUUCGUCGCCGUCCUCGCCCUCGUCGUUGUUGUCAUCACUGCAGGGAGUUUCCAAGAGAACAUUGUUGCUAUCCCGUUGUUAUUUCAUCUGUUCUUAAUCACGUGCGUUGUGAUACUUUAGCGUCCUCCAUUGCGUGCUAAGCGUGGCGCGAUUCCUGAGAUAUCCUCUAUUCGAUCAAAUUUAUCGUUGAUGUAAGAGAUUCGUCGGAGCAUCACUUAUGAAUGGAUUUUGUCCUCUCAUUUAUAUUUUGUAACAUGGCAAAUUCAAUAUAAUUUUAUAUUAUUCAUUUAUGUUAUCAAUAUGCUAUCUUCAUUCAAUGAUAAGAUAAAUUUGAGCUAACAGAGUUGUACAGCAAUACAAAAAAAUUUGAUUGAAAGAGAAGAAAACAGAUAGCAAAAUGGUUUUUGAAUCGAUCAUUGCCGAGCUUCUUAAUAAGGUGAUCGGCGAAUACAUUGAAAAUUUGGAUUAUACUCAACUUAAAGUCAGCCUCUGGGGAGGUGACCUUGUUUUAAAUGAUUUGCUAAUAAAAGAGUCUGCUUUGGAUGUACUAGAUCUUCCUGUAAGAUUAGAAUAUGGCCGAUUAGGAAAACUGAUAUUGAAGAUUCCAUUCAAAGAUAUGUGGAAUGGUCAGAUCGAUGCGAUAGUCGAGGAGUUGUUUAUACUAGUAGUGCCUACAAGUCAAGUUGCGUACAAUCAAGAGAAAGAGUCGAAAGCGCAGUUAGAAAUUAAACGAGCGGAGCUUGCGAGAAUAGAAAAAAGAAAGCAAUUAGCAGAACUAAAAUCGCAAGACAAACUGGAUGACUCGAUGGUCGAAAAAUUGGUCGCUCGUAUGAUUAAGAAUAUUCACGUAGAAAUCAAGAGAAUUCAUGUACGAUACGAGGAUCAUGUCACCUUUAAAGAGCAUCCAUUCUCCGUCGGUUUUACCCUGAAUACUUUUAUCCUUGAAAGUUGUACAGACAAAUGGGAGAUUACUACUGGCAAUCUAAAGGACAUGUACGCCAUUCCGCAGAUCUUCAAACUGUGCAGUUUAGAUGGGCUAGCUGUCUAUCUCAAUACAAGUGUAGAGCAAUACAGCAAGAGCCCGCAGUCUUCGUACUCCAAUCUCUUUUGCAGGGGCAUCGCGACUAUGGAUUAUACUCCAGUCAAUUACCGAUAUUUGUUAGGACCAAUCAAUAUCAAAUCCAAGCUCAGACUCAAUCCUAAGCCCGAAUCUGACGGUAGUAACUAUACAAUCCCCAAGGUGUGGUUAGAUAUGGAGAUGCAGAAAUUACGGAUUGGUUUGACAAAGCGUCAAUACCAAACCCUGGUACGGCUCGGAGAAGGCUUAGAUCAAGCGCGGAAAGCUGCGCCAUAUCGAAAAUAUCGACCGAAUUUAACAUCGUAUCGUGGUCACUAUAAGGAGUGGUGGCGUUUCGCAUAUACCUGCGUCCUCGAGGAGACCGUGCGACGAUGUCGUCGCAAUUGGGAUUGGAACCAUAUGAAAGAUCAUCGCGACACUUGCCGCGCUUAUGCCGAGGCUUACCAAACGAAGCUGACAACGAAGAAACUAGCAAAAGAGAUCGAUGAACGAUUGACGGACUAUGAGACAAGACUGGACAUCUUUAAUCUGGUGAUUAUCCGGCAACAAAUCGAGAUGGAAGUGGAAAGACUGGCGGAACGUGAAAAAAGUUUAAAGGCAAAGCGAGGUUGGUUCGGUUUCUUGUGGACUAGCUCGCAAGCUGAAGAGACAAAGGAACUUAACUCGGCCGCGGCCAUCAUGCGCAGGUUUGAAGAAGCGAUGACGCCGCAAGAAAAGGAGAAGCUCUAUAGAGCAAUUGAUUAUCAGGAGAAUAGCGCACCCGCGCAUUAUCCGGAAACGUAUGAGAUGAUUGACACAUGUUUCCUUCUGCACGGUCUACAGAUUUCCUUGUUGGAUACGGACAAACAGCAUCCUUGCGUUCUAGAUCUACAGCUACACGGUGUACAAGCAGGCUUUAAAUCGCGGCCAUCCGCGAAUGCGAUUCUAGUUACCGCUUCCAUUAGUGACAUGAAACUGCUGGGCGCGAUGCAGAAUGAUCGAGUCCCUUCCCUCUUUAAUCCAGAGCAUGGCAGCUCCGACAGCGCCCUAUUGUCGGUCUCCUAUGAAAAGAAUCCGAUUGACAGGCUGUGCGGUGACCGCGUCAUUGUCAAGUCUCGAUCCGUCGACAUUAUUUACGACGCGCAAACCAUAAUAGAAUUGGUCAAUUUGUUUAAGGUGCAAGAUUCUUCGACACUGAGUCAACUACAAACAGCCGCGGCAGAACAAUUGGAGGGCCUGAAGGAAAUGUCCGCCCUCGGACUGGAAUAUGCUAUACAGAAACAUUCAGUAUUGGACAUACAAGUGGAUAUGCAGGCGUCGCAACUUAUUAUACCGCACGGAGGCUUUUACGAAGACGCGAAAGCGCUAAUUGUUGUAAAUCUAGGCAGUUUAAAGAUGCAUUCCCUAGAGAAAGGUAAAAGUGAAAUGGCUGGCGCUAGUGUUAAACAACUAGUUAGUUUGGGCAAAAGUGAAGAGGAAGUAAUGCUACAUUUGAGGGAACACAGCUACGAUAAAUUCGUUUUGAAAAUAGUCAAUUUUCAGGUGUUAGUAUCGCUGCCGAAUGAAGAAUGGCGAUCAGCCUUGGCGAAUACCGAGAAUUCCCUGACGUUACUCCAUCCAACUACGUUGGAAAUCCAGUUCCAUAAGUGUCUGAUAACGGACGAUCCUUUGUUACCCAAGCUACGACUCCUUGGUCACCUGCCAUCAGUUGCUGUGAACAUAACGGAUAUUCGAUUACUACAAGCACUUUCGAUCGCGCAGAGUAUUCCCUUUCCAACGGAGGAAGAAAAACCCGAGUUGCAGCGUACCUCUCUUUCUAAAUCUAUCUCACAGCUAUCUCUGAAGGAGCUUGGCACUACGAUAUCCAGCAUCGCUGACAAGAGAAAGCAGCAGCAAGAAAUGACCGCACCAAUGAAACAGACUACCGACAUGGAAAUGAAAUUUGAGAUGAAAGAAUUCACAUUGUCAGUAUCCAGGCAGCGGGACGACGACGCAGUGGAAUUCCUCAGAUUUCAAGUGUUGCAACUCGAGGCGGAAUUGCUGCAACGUACGUAUGACCAGGAAGUGCAACUGCGCCUAGGCGGUGUGCAGAUGCGACAAUUAUAUGAGGAUCAAGAGAUCUUUAUGGUCAACACGCCGAUGUCGGCAGGCAGAGAUGAAUAUCUGAUUGUCGUGCGAUACGUGAAUGUGAACAAGCGUUCACCAGAGUUCACUACGCGCCAUGGUUCUGUCGUGAAAUUACUUCGAUUGGAAUUUACCACGCUUGAUACUCUGCUGCAUCAGGAAGCGCUUAUCGAGCUAUUACGGUUUAGUACGUAUAUUCAGGAUCGAAUGAAUUCGCUUGAGAGUGCUCAGAAAAAGGAAGUCGAGCGUCCUCGACCGAGUCAUUUAGUCUCCAUUCAAGAAGAAACUUCCGGCUUCCUCAGAGAGCAGAUACAAAAACAGAGAUUGAGACCUGGCCGACGCAAGAGGCAAACUGUCGAGUGUAUUGAUCUAAAAGUGCAUGCCAAAAUCGACUCAAUCAAUUUAAAGAUUUCCAGCGCUGCCCGAGAUAUCACUGCACUUCACAUCGAAGGUAUCAGCGCUAGUUUUCUCAGCAAAUCUUCAUAUUCACAAAUGAAUGCCGCUCUGGCCUCCAUCAACAUUAAAGAUUUGAAUCCUGCUUCUAUGUAUAAGGAUAUUGUAGCUGUUGAAGGUACCGAGCGCCCUUUGGAGAUUCAAGUAGUGAUGUACAACAUUGAGCAAUGGGAGGUAGACAAGAACAACAUGUCCAUCAAGGUGACAAUGGGUUGCCAGCGCAUUGUCUUCUUGAAUGCAUUCGUCACCAGUGUGAUGAAUUUCCUGAACAACUUUCAAGCGGCACAAGAAGCUAUCAGAGACGCAUCGGCAGCGGCAGCAGAAGUUGCAAAGACGAACAUCAAGGAUGUUCAAGAGAGUGCCUCACGCAUCGAGUUACAUGUUAGGAUCAAUGCGCCGGUCAUAUACGUACCAAUGAACUCCAAGAGCGAACAUAGCUUAAUGCUGGAUAUGGGCAAUCUUAUGGUAUGUAAUGUUUUCAAGAAAUUAGAGGCAAUGAAUGAGGACACCGGCGAAUGUCCCAUAGUGGAUGAAAUGAAGAUCGAGCUACAGAACUUGAAAUUGUCUCGAGUUCGGUUGAACAUGGAGAAAUUUAUUAGUGAAAACGAAGUGUUGCUACUCGAACCGGUGACAUUCAUACUGUUAAUGAAGCGCAAUCUAUCUACUGCUUGGUUUACCAAUAUUCCGGAUAUCGAUAUGUCUGGUAGAUUGAACAAGAUCAAUCUGCUGUUGAGCAAAGAGGAUUAUGCCACGAUUCUGAAGGUAUUGGAACAGAAUCUGAGCGAGACCUUCGAAGACUCGAAACCCGCACAAAUCGCACCAUCUACUGUCAAACCCGAAGAGCUUCAGAUCCAACCGGUGUAUAAGUAUGAGGUCGAUGCAACGCGAGAAACUCCAUCGGUGGACACGCAGGAACGACACGCACAUACGUUUGUGAAAUUCGAGUUUAUCAUGGACAGUCUGGUGAUCAAUCUCUUUACUGGCGGCUCCAAGCUGCUGCAGUCACAGACAUCGCCAUUGCAUUUACCCGAGAAUGGAUUGGCACGUUUCAGCCUCACGCACUUCGCUGUGAAGGGCCGUGUAUUCGCGGACGGUCUGCUAGCCACGUCGAUCUUACUAAUGAACUGCACGCUGGAUGACAUGCGGCAAAGCCGACAGGGCUCACUGGUACGGAUUAUGGAGAGAACCAGCAGUGUGCCGCUGUCAGGAUCGAGCGCUGGCGAGAAUCAUCUCGACAAAGAGCACGCGAAGUACAAUGCCAGAAGUAUGCUGGAUGUGACGGUGCGUCAGAGUCCGAACGAUAUAUUCGCCGACGUGAAAGUGUUCUCUUUCAGCAUCAUCGUGUCUCUCGAAUAUCUUAUGAAAGUCAAAGACUUUUUCGAUGUGGAUACCGCGAAUAAAACGGCCAUUACUUCCGCGCAGUCCAUCUCAAAAAGCGAAUCAAAGAAAAAGCCUACACAACAGCAGCAAGCCGCUCCAACAUCAAAGAUGUUAACUGUGAAUCUGCACGUAGAAAAGCCGGAUAUUAUUUUGCUCGAAGAUAUGGACGAUAUUAAUUCAAAUUGCAUAAUAUUAAAUACGGAAUUGUUGCUGAAAUUGCGCAUUACAGGAGAACAUCAAGUGAUCACAGGUUCUAUCAAAGAUCUCUCUUUGCUAACGGGGAUAUAUAAUCCUGCAAAGAGGACCGAUUGGAUUUAUCAGGUUUUAAAACCGUGCAGCAUUAGCGUAGCUGGUUCCACACCAGAUGACAAAGGACUCCAUUUAGAGAUCCGUUGUACGGAUAUACAUGUCUCUGUUUCACCAGGUGUAAUUGAAAUAUUGAAUAAAGUCAUUCAUACGAUGACAAAGAAAGAAGAGGAGGACAAAAACAUUAUUAAGCCCGAGCCUAAUUACGAAGGCUUGUGGAUUAUCACGCCCUUCGAGGAAAAUAAUUAUUGGUUUCUAAAGACAGAAAUCGCAAUGGAAGCUUUCGAGGAGUUUGCAUAUCCAGACGAUGAGAUUGUGGCAACUUACAAACCUGAAUUAGCAAUUGUUUCAGCGCCGACAAUCUUGUUUACUUUAGAAGCGGGUGUUGGCAACAAAACUCUGCCCAUGUUGUUACUUCAUCUGGGUUUCCAAAGCAGCAUCAAAGAUUGGAGUACAAAAUCUAUGAGCAUGGACUGUUCAAUGUCGAUGAUCAUGGCAUAUUACAAUAGUCGUCUUGCGCUAUGGGAACCGCUGAUCGAGCCGAUAGAAAGCUUUAGAAACGGCAAACGCAUCUCGACAUCAUGGGAAUUAAAAACAAAAAUCCAAUUUAACGACAUAUUACUCGACUCUAGAGGCGCCAGCACAGUUAGUCCUAUGUCAGAAAGUGAACCCGAAGAGCUACAACAAUCUACCAAAAUAUCCAUCGAUGUCGCGUCCUCUGAUAAUUUGGAAAUAACUGUGACGAAGACAUGUCUGGAUGUCCUGAAGCAACUCGGCCAGUCGUUUUCUUCAGCAAUGGAGGCCGCCGAAAAAGGACCCACUAAGAAGGUAGCACCAUACGUGCUGAAAAAUGAAACCGGUCUGACGAUGAUACUUGAUUUAGAGGACAGUUUCUUUAAGAUUUUUGAUGAUGGGUCGAGAAUAAGAGAUCACAAUGAUUCAUAUAUGGAAGUGAUUCUUGAAACUGGUGCAUCGAUAGAGCUCGCACCGAAAACAUCUAAGCUGGAUACGCGUCUUCUUGAGCAGUUAAAAGUGGAGACCGUGAAAGAUAGAGAAGACAGUAAAUUCUCUAUAUCAUUUAAAGGAAUUCAAAGCAAGUUGGCAAUACCUGUACUGAGAGCAGAUAGGAGAUUCUUCUCUUUGAAGCACCGGAAAGAAGGCUCCGAAGAAUGGGGCAUCGUAUCGGAUAUUAUUGUGGAGGAGGGUAGCACGAUUGUCACUCUUAGAAGCAUCCUUCAGGUUCACAAUCACUUCGCGCAACCGAUAUCCGUUUAUUAUAUGACAAAGCGUGGAAACGAAGUAGAAUGUGUAGGCACAGUGGCACCAGAUGAGAAACUCAAUUUACCUCUGGACGCUGUAUACACUCCGACUAACAUGUACUUACUGUUUUUCAGUGUUGAGGGAUAUAUGGUAUCAAUCGAGCAGUUUGUCUGGAAGGAUUUGCAGAAAACAGUUUCCAUGACGAAACUACUAAAAUGUGAGCCGCGAUCCAAACAGAAAGGCACAGAACCAUUUUAUAUUCAGGUCGUAGGAGAGAUUGAACAAGUGUAUUUCGAAAAUACUACUCGUCACACCAUGGCUAGUACUAUUUAUAAUGUACAUCUCUAUCCACCUGUAUAUCUGAAGAACUUUCUGCCAAUUGACAUCAUCAUUUGCUUGCCAGGCACUGUUGAGGAAAACUUACUCGAAGCUAGUGCUUCCUUGCAACUUCCUACGAUUAAUCCAGUCAAGUCAAGUAUAAUAAUUAAGUUACCUAAUUACUUGGAAAAAGAUUGGUCAUGUCAAGGUGAGAUUAUGGCAAAUCCACCGGAGUUUGCGGUCUGGUCGUUCGAAUCUUUCGACAGCGCGCAGAAGGCAGUCCUGGAUCUCGGAAUGCACACAUCUUACAAACAUGGUUCCAUUGUCAUGGCGCUAUAUUGUCCUUUCUGGAUGCUGAACAAGACUGGUUUAAUGCUGUCCUACAGAAAAUCAAGUAAAGGUGGCAAAGAGCAUUCAAGCCCGAUCAAGAAAUUCGUUUCCGCUAUGAAACCCCGUCGACAACGCGCACAGUACAGGAAGAAGAAAACGGGCGCGACAGCGGACGAUUAUUUGAACGUCUUGUAUCAUCCGGAACACUUUAAGGGGCCUAUUCUAUUCUCGUUCCGCUCCAAGGUUUUCUUUGGCAAGAAAAAGGCCAUGAUUAGAGUGGAGGACGGAGAGUGGUCCGACAAGUUCUCCAUCGACGUCGCGGGCAGCGAGGGUGUAGUAGCCUGCAAAUAUAAUGGAAUGAUCUAUCAGAUUGGAGUACAUAAUCAAUUGACAUACAACUCGUUGACCAAGCAGAUCACGUUCACGCCUUAUUAUAUACUCGUCAACAACGCAGAUUUCCUGAUAGAAUGCCAGGAAGGUGAUCGACCAGCUGAUCCGAUAAUCAAAGUGCCUCCUGGUGAAUGCACGGCUUUGUGGCCCCGAACUGAACAUGAGACCAAGACUUUGAAGGCGAAGGUCGCAGGCCAACCCGAGAAAACCGCGGCGUUUAUUUAUACUGACAGCCAUACAACUUUGCUAAAAUUGGACAAUAAGUAUGGAGGAAUUAAUGUAGACAUACAAAUCAACGAGGGCGGCAUUUACAUCUCCAUGUCAGCUUACAGUCCAGGCAAUGCGCCAGCUUUGAUUAUCAAUCAUACACCGCACACCAUUAAUUUAUGGGAAAAGGGUUCAAUCAACGUUAGGUCCAUUCAGUCUUACAACAGGAUGUUUUAUGCUUGGGAAAAUCCGGCGGGGCCGCGAAAGCUGGUCUGGGAAGAUAACAAUGGCAAGGAAAUCGAGGACAAUCUUCGUAAGGAUAAUCUUGGUACUUUUCAACUGCCAGAUGUAGACGAGAAACUGUUCUACGUGUCGUUCCUAGAUGGUACUCAACGAAUAUUAUUAUUCACUAUGAAUUUGAAAAUCGCCGAAGAUUGUCAAUUGGCCGGUGACUUGGAAAUAAUAGAUCAGGAAAUCACGUUGAAUAUUCAUGGUAUUGGAUUUUCUCUCGUGAACAACAUCACCAAAUCCGAAUUAUUGUACAUGUGCAUUGCCAGCUCUGGAAUUAUAUGGGAGACGCGCAAAUCUCCCGGUAGUCGAUGGCGAGCCUUAAACGCUAAAGAGGUGAAUGCUAUUGAGGAAGGAUAUCAACGAUACAUGAAGGAACUGCAAGUCAACAAGGAAGUAGAUUAUCGUGUAAUGUUGGAACCAAAAUUAAUGGUGGAUUAUAUGAAUAUGGAGAUGUUGAAACCAUAUCGUAGAUACAUGCGGCGCACAUUCCAAACUGGGCUUUGGUUGCAAUAUCGUACCUCAGCGCAUCAAGUACAAUUACAUGCAAAGAUCAACAAGCUUCAGAUCGACAAUCAGUUAUCGGAAUGCGUCUUCCCGGUUAUAUUGGCUCCAGUCCCACCACCAAAAAGUGUCACACAGAGCACAGUUAUGAAACCUUUCGCGGAACUUAGUAUGGUCAAGCGAUUGUUGGAGCACAGUACCGUGCAACAAUUCCGAUACUUUAAAGUUCUCAUACAAGAGUUUCAUAUCAAAGUAGACAUAGUCUUUAUAAAUGCAAUAAUGAGUCUUUUUGAGGCGAAUGAAGUUAGCGAUGUGGAAGAGAGCGCGUUGUUCCGUACAGACAUGAAACUGGUCAACGAACCACUGAUGUAUCACGUCAGCCUGAUCACCACGGCCGAACAAAAGAAUUUCUUCGAUCUGUUACAUUUCUCGCCACUUAAGAUACACGUCAGUUUCUCAAUGACUGGCAGCGGAGGAGGUCCUUCCGCAUUACCGCAACUACUUAAUGUACUGUUGCAAGGAAUUGGUGUAACACUAACAGAUAUCAACGAUAUUGUGUUCAAAUUGGCGUACUUUGAGAGAAACUACAUAUUUAUGACGCACAAGCAACUCGUCUCUGAGGCGAGCACUCAUUAUGCGGGCCAGGCGAUCAAACAAGCGUAUGUACUCGUACUAGGACUCGAUGUGAUCGGUAAUCCGUAUGGACUCGUAAUUGGGACUAUGAAAGGCAUCGAGGACCUGUUCUACGAACCCUUUCAAGGAGCCAUACAGGGUCCGGGGGAGUUCGCGGAGGGCCUGUUCCUCGGGGUGCGCAGCAUGUUAGGCCAUACCGUCGGCGGGAUGGCGGGCGCUGUGUCGAGGAUCACGGGAGCAAUGGGCAAGGGUAUAGCUGCUCUGACCUUCGACAAAGAUUAUCAACGAAAGAGGCAGGAACAACUCAACAAGCAGCCUGCUAAUUUACAAGAAGGUCUUGCGCGAAGCGGGAAGGGUUUAGUAAUGGGUGUAGUUGAUGGUGUAACAGGUGUAGUAAUGAAGCCUUUAUCAGGAGCAAAAGAGGAGGGAGUAGAAGGAUUCUUCAAAGGAUUUGGAAAGGGCGUAAUUGGACUCGUUACCAGGCCUACUGCUGGUGUUGUUGACUUUGCAAGCGGUUCUUUCGGGGCUGUUAGACGAGCCACCGAAUUGAAUGAAGAGGCAAAGAGAGUACGAUCACCUAGAUUUCUGCAACCGGAUAGUCUUGUUAGACCAUAUAUAAAAGAUGAAGCCGAAGGCAACAAAAUAUUGAUGGAAUUGGAAAAGGGAAAGUACGCACGUACGGACGUUUACGUCUAUCACAUUAUCAUUAACAAAGAUGUAUUAUUACUUACCGACAAGAGAUUAUCAUAUCUCGAGCACAAUGAUAUAUUUGGUGGCUGGCGGGUUGAUUGGACUCAUACUUGGAACGAAUUCAGCGAGCCAGCAAAGAUCGUAGAUAGAGGUGUACAAAUUUUUAUUAAGGACGCUAGUAGAAAGAAAAAUUCGGGUCUGUUUGGCAAUGCAGCUCAAUCUAAAAUACUUUUAAUAACAGAUCAUAAUGUUAAACAAUUGAUAUGCAAUAAAAUACAAGAGCAGAUCAAUCAAUCCGAAGUAUAACACAGUAAUACACGUAAAAUAUGCGACUUCGAAUUAUAUAAUAGAAGAAGAAAAUGCUUGAGAAAAAAAAUGCAAAAGAGAGCAAACAAGCCGUUUAAUUCCAAAUGCUUUGCAAGCGAAUUUGCACAAUUUCUAUGCACAUUUUCUACAGAUAUUAUCUAUAAGACUGAUACUGCGUAAUCGCAACAAUCGGGUAGAGGAAUACUAAUUAGUGUACUGAAAAAUGUGGUCGCCAAAAUGGGGCUUCUCUCACUUUUCACCAAUAGUUGUUCAGAACUUUUUUUGUUGUCGGUAUUAUAUUACCGAAUGAACAACGUCAGAUUGGUAACGUAGAUCCAUAACAUUUAUUAAGAAAGAAUGCUAAAUUAAAAAGCUUCGAAAUAAUUUGUAUUAAUCAAAAUAGCUAUUAUAGCUGACUUCAGUAUUUUUUCUAUUUAUAAAGAAAUUUCUUAAUCUUUUUUAAAAUUUCUAAUUUUAUUUAUAUAAACUUUAUAGAAAAAAUUUUUUAUACAAAUUAAUAGAAGGGUGCCGUAAGAAAGAGAAUCUUUUUCUAAUCUGUGUAGAAUAUCGCGCGCUCUGCCGAUGCGAUUAAACGAAUUAGUCAUAUAUAAGUUAUCAUUUCUAUUGUAUUAUUAGGAUCAAUUUCCGAUGAUCACGAAGCGAGAUUGAUCAGUCAGACGAGAGUGCAAAGAUAAAUAAUUUAGAUCAUAAUAGUGAAAGAGUUGAAGUUGAAACGAAAAUGAAUCUCAUUUUAACAAAUUUAAAUUAACAAUAUAGUAAAAUUAUAUCUAUCA
Pogonomyrmex barbatus (red harvester ant) is the source of this 11407-nucleotide messenger RNA. It is a transcript of the gene Vps13, whose product is annotated as vacuolar protein sorting 13C. Gene Ontology annotation, biological process: protein retention in Golgi apparatus; protein targeting to vacuole. NCBI's taxonomy places the organism in Eukaryota, Metazoa, Arthropoda, Insecta, Hymenoptera, Formicidae. The record is from RefSeq and is a predicted model, not a curated record.